Brenthis ino (lesser marbled fritillary) is the source of this 792-nucleotide messenger RNA. NCBI's taxonomy places the organism in Eukaryota, Metazoa, Arthropoda, Insecta, Lepidoptera, Nymphalidae. The record is from the annotation of a GenBank genome assembly.
AUGGCAAAAGGUUUAAUCGCAAUGUCUGUGCACGGCCUCGUCGUCGUAGGGGUGGUCGCCCUAGCGCUCUGGGCUACCGGCGCGAGCGCGAGCGCAGCGCGGUACGACAUCGCGACGCCCUUCACACCACCCGCUACAAAAUAUAAAUAUAUACCGCUUCAUUCCACUUAUACUAAAGAAGAAUCAAAUCCCGAAAUUGAUGACGUUGAAGAAGAUACGUCAAGUUCAGGCAUGUCAACGUCGGAGCUGAUUCUCAAUGUCUUCCGAACCGCUCUUGAUGUCGUAAGAAAAAUUAACAAAAAUCGGUCCAGAUCAUCUUUGCCGGCCAGCAGCACAAAUAGCACAGCAGUUCAGUUGAGACGAAAUGGUAAGAAUGCGACAAGCGGCAUUGGACGAGGAUUUGAGGAUUACUACGAUGAGCAUCACGACCAUGAUGAUGACCAUGACCACACAACCACCGCCAAGCCAGUGAAACAGGGCAGAUACACCGACCCAUGGGCAGGGUACUAUGACUGGAUCAUUAACGAGGGCUCUUUCAAAUUUUGGAGUGUAUUCCAGCUAUUCACUGCUGCCUUGCUACUGUACGCGUGUCUGUCGGCUAUUUACUACGCGAAAUUCAACCCUAUUCUGCCCGACUACAGCAUGGAAUACGAUGACUAUUUCCUAGAACGUACCGUCGGCAGGAACGCUAGGAGCAUUGAGCCUUCAGAGACCCCGUCAGGACUCACUUGGAUCAACCCUACUACUUUCCAGUUCAUUUUAGAUGCCAUCUCACAGCACUACUUAGAACAA